CUCACGACUCAUCGUCGAGUACCCAUGGAUCCGCUGUCCAUCGCUGCGAGUGUAGUUGCUUUGAUAGGCGCAGGUAACCAGGUUGCUAUCGGCAUCAACAAACUAGCAUCGCUGCGUGGGGCUCCAGCCUCAAUCCUUGCCCUGAACAACGAACUUUCUGACCUUCGCCUGGUGCUGUCAGAAGCGGAAAUCCUCCUCGCAGAGCAUGAUACUCAUGAUGAUAGGCAUACGUCCAAGCUAUCUCCUCUAACCGCUGCAAAGCGCUUCCUACCAAGUUUACAGCUUGCAUGGGAUCGUCUAGAGGAACUUGAGAAUAUUAAAAAGCGAUUAACUACUCGUUCUGGACGCAUUGACCGUCUGGCGUGGCUACGGGAGCAGGACAAUAUCAGUAAAGCACAAAAGGGUCUCCGCGCUAGUCGUAUUGACAUCGUUGCUGUUCUUGGGCUUUUAUCCUCCAAAUCAUCUUUUCGCGUCGAGACUCAGCUCCAAGAAGUGCAGUCACUCGCUGUUAAAGGCAAUGCUUAUAUCUCCCAGUCGAUAGACCGACACACCGAAACUCUGCGCCAAAUCCUCGAAUGUCAACAAAGGUGUGAAAAUCAUGACAAGGAGGAACAAGAAGUGCGAGCUGUUGAGAAGCAACUCCGACCUCCCAUUGGAGCCGAAGAGGCGCAAGGACGAAGAUAUAGUGACUCUCCUGGUGCGCUCUUGGAAGAUGCCCAGUUUAGUGCACUUCGCAUGCGUUUUCUCCGGCGACGGAAAUGCCAUCCAUGGUGUUCCUGCCGUUGCCACGCCCAUACUCGUCUUCAUACCCCCCAAUUACUUCAGACAAUUGUUGGCCAACUCUUUGUCGGCUAUGCUGGCUUCCCAGCGUUGACUGGAUCUUGCGAUCUGCCUGAUACCUGUAACGGUACGGCUCAAAGCUUCGUUCAAAUCAAUUAUUACUUCCCACCCUGGUUUCUAGCCCGAGUUGUAACUUUCAGUCUGAGAAUAUCCGAUUUUCAAAAGCCGGAAUACUCCCUACGUAUGUUGAAUGUCCGAAGUACAUUCGAGCCUAUAUUUAUUGGCGCUGGACGUAAUGAUGCUGGUCUGGUAAGAUCCUUGAUCUACAAUGGCAAGGCUUCUGUACUGGAUGUCACCGACGACGAUGGACAUUCUGCACUGCAUUUGGCAGUCAAGCAAAGCCAUGUUGACGUAGUCAAAGCUCUCCUAGAGCUGGGAGCCGAACCGUACUUAGAAAAUGUUGCCCAAGAGACCCCAUAUGACAUGGCUUGGAGCACGAUUCUCUGCUUUCAGGAUACCCCCAACGCAGCGACUUGGCGCGUGGAAGAAAUGAGAGCUUUAUUCCCAAGUCUCGACUCCAUCGAGGAGCGCAGAAAAUUUACCAAAAUCCACAAAAUCAUUAACCGAAUCCUCCAUUGUGACUUGGAAAAAGAGCUCUGUCGCAGUCGAGAUUUGAUCAACCAAGUCGAUGCAGACGGUCGUACUGCUCUUUCAUACGCUGCCGCACGUGGCGAUCAUGUGGCAGUAGAUACUUUACUACAAUAUGGGGCGGAUCCCAACAUUGCCGAUCGGAUUGGGCAAGGCCCAUUGCGGCAAAGCAUGAAAGCAUUUGAUAGCACAUGUACUAGUCUCCUGUUGCAAGCUGGCGCGAAUGUCAAUUAUCGAGAUAACUGGGAGCAGACGGCCCUAAUCAGCUCUGUGUUCCAUCCACAGCCUUUACCAUUCACUACAGCACUCCUUCUAGCCGGGACCGAUGUCAAUGCUGUUGAUUUCCAAGGCUCAAGUGCCCUGAUGGAAGCUGUAAAAUUCAAUGCUCCAGAGGCGGUACAACUUCUGCUCGAUCACCAGGCCAAUGUCAAUGUGAUUGACCACUUUGGCAUGAACCCUUUCAUGCAGGGUGUUCGUCAUAAUAGCCACGCUGCCUUGAAGGUCUUGUUGCAUUCUGAUAUUCAUGUUGUCCACUCUGUGUGCGACAGCUCUCAGAAAACAGUUCUCCAUUGGGCAGCCGAGGUCGGUGACAUAAAGACUCUUCAGAUCCUCACCCGGUCGCCGUUGAAAGACUUAAGCGUCCAUGAUAAGACAGCCACAGGAUUGACAGCAAUAGAUGUGGCUGAAAAGCGUCUUGAGAUGGAGAAAUUGGUUUUUGAGAAAACACCAACUGAUACUGAAUGGUUAACUGCUUUUCGCGAUCUACUAGAAACCAUUCGAGUACCAACGGCGAACCAAAGCCCUAUAUCUCCGAGUGGAAAGAGUGACAUCUCAGAUGAUAUCUUCCACGACGCUCUCCAACAUUUGACAUUUGAGGAACUUUCUGGGUUAGCUGAAGAAGGAGGUGUACAGCGUCCUGUGUGAACAUAUAUGCUCUUCAGGGCGCAUCGAAUAACACAUGCAGUCCAUGAGAUUUGGAACUGCGAACGAGGCCGAGGGAGAUUUGUAAUAUUCAGCGGCUAUUUGGUUGGCGUUAUCCUAGACGGUGAUAUUUUUAUAGCGAAAAGAAAGCGAGCCAUUGCUAAAUAAUUUAACAAAUAUAGGC
This is a messenger RNA of Hyaloscypha bicolor E, 2533 nucleotides long. Its product is annotated as ankyrin. Lineage: Eukaryota; Fungi; Ascomycota; Leotiomycetes; Helotiales; Hyaloscyphaceae. The record is from RefSeq and is a predicted model, not a curated record. The coding region runs from base 25 to 2352 and encodes 775 amino acids. Gene Ontology annotation, molecular function: protein binding. The transcript is spliced from 3 exons.